GCUCAUGGAAUACAGUCCUCAUACAGUCACAAUUCUAAAACCCACUUGUUUAUUUGGCUUUGACUCUAAAUUUGAAAAGUAAUACUUUAAAACUGGUAUCGCUAUAACCUGCCGCACCAUGAUGCUGAGUCGAGCCUUGACCGGACUAGCGCCUAUGAAGGCGUCCUAUUCGAAGCGCAGGAUGUCCGACGAGAAGAUUACUUUUAAACGAAAACGCGUCAAAGUAAUAGCACAACCCCGUCCCAUAGCCUUGCCGGAUGUCAAGAGACCUCCCUUUCUUCUGGUCAAGAGCUUCUUAAACUUGCGGCAACUUAACAACGAAAACGUUGCGAAGAAGGUGUCGCAAGCUACGGAAGAUCUGAGCUUCAAGCCACACCGGACUCUGCUCGUCGGAAACAAUCCGUAUCUACCAGUUUCGGAGCAGGUUGAUAGGAAUCGUAGUCAUGCGACUUUGCUUCCAAAUCCGAGCCCAGAGGAAAUCCAUGAAACGGAUCCGCAAACUAAUCAGGAGUCGGAUCCGAUAGCAGAGACGUCGUGACUCUUGACCACGGUCCAUAUCGAUCCAUAGUUUGCUUGUAUUUUUAGUUUAGUAAAUGUAUUAUUUUUUCAUUUUA
This is a messenger RNA of Drosophila bipectinata, 614 nucleotides long. RefSeq lists its product as uncharacterized. The record is from RefSeq and is a predicted model, not a curated record. NCBI's taxonomy places the organism in Eukaryota, Metazoa, Arthropoda, Insecta, Diptera, Drosophilidae.